Hypanus sabinus (Atlantic stingray) is the source of this 1536-nucleotide messenger RNA. Its product is annotated as nuclear factor NF-kappa-B p105 subunit-like. Gene Ontology annotation, molecular function: DNA-binding transcription factor activity, RNA polymerase II-specific; RNA polymerase II cis-regulatory region sequence-specific DNA binding. Gene Ontology annotation, cellular component: cytoplasm. Gene Ontology annotation, biological process: non-canonical NF-kappaB signal transduction; innate immune response; cellular response to stress. The transcript has 14 exons. Bases 170 to 1423 code for a protein of 417 amino acids. Lineage: Eukaryota; Metazoa; Chordata; Chondrichthyes; Myliobatiformes; Dasyatidae. The record is from RefSeq and is a predicted model, not a curated record.
AUAACUCCUAGUGCAAACAAUGGAGGCUUCAGAGGUAGAAAAUGGAGAAAGUGUAACAGCUACAUGACCUAAGCGAAUAGGAUGGACAAUGAUUCAAAGCUUUACUCUACUGAUGAAUUCUUCCAGCAACGAAGCCUGAGAAUUCCUUUAUAUUACGAAGGACUUAAAGAUGGAGAAUAUAGAUCACUACAAUAACUUGGACAUAGACUAUGUCCUCAACUAUCAAGAUUUGAACUCUGCAGCUCCUGUUUCACACUUCACAUGUGAUCCCUACAUUGAAAUUAUUGAACAACCUAAGCAGCGAGGCUUCCGGUUUCGUUAUGGAUGUGAGGGACCAUCUCAUGGUGGUUUACCCGGUGUUACAAGUGAAAAAAACAAAAAGACAUACCCAACAGUGAAGGUCCAUAACUAUACAGGCCCUGUCAAAAUUGUGGUGCAAUUGGUUACCAUUGAUGAACCUCCACUUCUGCACGUGCACAGCCUGGUAGGAAGACAAUGUAAAAAUGGAAUCUGUGUGGUCCAGAUAGAUUCUGAGGACAUGACUGCAAGCUUUCCCAAUCUUGGAGUUCUUCAUGUUCCAAAGAAGGACGUGGCAGCAAUUAUAGAAGAACAACUGAUUAAAUCAUGGAUGUCAGACAUCAAUAAUGGAAAUAUGUCACCUUCUGAAGAAGAUGGAGUGGAAUGGCAAGAGAAACAUCUGCAAAAAGAAGACAGAGAGAGAAUUCAUCAAGAAGCCCAGAAGCAAACCAAGUACAUGGAUCUCAGUGUUGUCCGCCUGAUGUUCACACCAUACCUGCCAGGAAGUGAUGGCAAGUUCACACAUAGGCUUAGUUCAGUUAUAUCGGAUCCCAUUUACGAUAGUAAAGCACCCAAUGCAUCAAGUUUGAGAAUAGUAAGAAUGGCCAAAACUGCCGGGAGUGUAGUGGGUGGGGAUGAAGUCUUUCUGCUGUGUGAUAAAGUACAAAAAGAUGAUAUCCAGGUCCGGUUCUACCAGGAGGAUGAAAGUGGUCACAUCUGGGAGGCAUUUGGAAAAUUUAGUGCUGCCGAUGUUCAUAGACAGUUUGCCAUAGUUUUCAAGACACCAAAGUACUUUGACCUGCACAUUACCAAACCGAUCUCAGUGUUUGUCCAGCUACGAAGGCGAUCAGAUGGUGAAACCAGUGAACCCAAACCUUUCAUAUACUACCCACACAAGCAGGCCAAGAAAAAGUCUGAGAAGAAAUGGCAAAAGACUUUCCCUAACUGUCCAGAUAAUUACGAGGAGCCAGCGUUAGCUCACAGGGGAAUAUACGGUGAUAAUCUUGGAGAGGAAAUGACAGUUUUAAGAAGACCUGAAUGUUUCAUAUCACCAUCCUAUGCACACAAAGAUGACAUUGCUGGAGGUUUACAAUUUUCUCCAAUUGUCCAAUUUUCGAACAUUUGAGUUGCCAGGUGAUGGUGAAAUAAGAAAAGCCAUUGGUUGUUUCAAUCACAUGGCAACAACCCAAGAUACCAGGAAUAAUACAAGGGGUGAUUGAUAAGUUUGCGGCUUAAGGU